GGAGAAAGUGUUCGGUUAGAGAGCGAGAGUCCGAGUAUAAGACGCGGUCGCGGACCGAGAAAAUCAGUUUAUCGCGGGUGCAACUGGAGACAACGGUCAGGAUGAAGACGCAAUUCAUCCUGAUAGCUUGCUUGGCAAUAGCGAGGCAAAUAUUUGGUACUCAAGUGUACGAGACGCCGAGUGACUCUUCGGAACAACAAUGGCAGCCGUGGAAAACCCAAGACUCGAUCCAAGCGUCGAACGGAGAAGAAGACAAGUAUCGUCCCGUCACGUUCGAUGCCUCUGCAUCGCAACAAAAAGAGUCGCAACAAUCGUUUUAUAAUGCGAAUAUUCAAUCGGGCGCCAGCGGAGUGGCCGACGUCGUUGGCAAGCAACCGAUUGAUUCUGUGAUCGACAAUAUUCUCGUGUCUAAUCGGCAAGGUCGCAAUCUCGAGGGGUACGAUGAAGUCUAUUCCGAUCCUAACGUACAAAAUGCUUUGCAGCUUGGUAAUGAUACGAUCGCACGUACUUACAUCAGGGACAAACUCUGCUCCCUCGGUUUGAUGAACUGCGAAGACAUGGAAGGACGACGUCCUUACUAUUCUCCUCACCGCGACAUUCAUCCGCUCGACGUUAUCUACGCUCAACCGGUGACCAUCAAGCCGGUAGGCCGUCCACUUCCGGCCAUACCUGUAAAGCGGCCCUACGGUCCAGCGAAACCCGUGCCAUUACCUCCGAGUUUCGGAGGUUCCCCGUUGGGGCCCAACAUUUAUCCUGGACUCGGACCGACGUUCGGUAGACCUCCGCCUAGCUUCGUCGGGCCCUAUCCCGGCUACAAGAAACCCGGCCUUCCUCCUCCGUUCGUAUCCAAACCCGUAUACGACCCAGGCGUCAUCGAACCCGAUUUCGAGGACAAGUUUAUCGACAAGAAACAGGUGGUUUUGCAUCAACCGAGUGCCUCGGGCGUUCAACAACACGUUCAUCAUCAUUACCAUCACGGAGAGGGUGCCGGCAUCGCGCCCAAUCCCGUAGUCGGGUCAUCUCCCACGUUCGGUGGUCUCGGCAGUUAUGGUUACGGAAACGGCGGUACUUACGGCGCCACGAUCAACGAUUUCGAGGAUUACAAAAAAGCGUUCAAGAUCAAAGCGCCCGCGAGCAACGGCGGCCCGUCGAUUUCUUCCUCGAAAGGCUAUGCCAAUCGUUAUCCCACUUACGAGAAGCCGAACGGCAAACAGUUCGCUUCCGGUGGACAACUCGGCGGCAAUAAUCAAUUCCUCGGGAACGGUGGUUACGACGGCGAUUAUCCGUUCAAUAACGGCGCUGACAGUAGUUUCGGUUCCACGUCUUACGAGGAUUGCGUAUGCGUGCCGUACGAUCAAUGCGCGACGAUCAAUCACGUGGGCCGCAAGGACGAUCUCUACUUGGCUAUCGAUCCGCGCAAUCUCGACAAGGACAUCGAGGCUGAAACUGUCGAGGUGGUGAUCACCGACGGAAACGGCACAAUGAACGUCGUGAGGGUGCCCAAGGGAGUGAACGAGACCGAGCAGAUCGAGCAGACGAAAAACGAACGAACGGAGGAAGAAGAGGCUGGGAAAGCGGAAGUUACGAAGCGAAACCGCAGGGAUGUCAAGCACGUUACCAAGAAGGACGACAAGCAGGAGAUACAAGAAAGACGAUACGGACGUCCGCCAGCUUGCGGUGCUCAUCACGUCUGCUGCCAGAAAUCGCACAUAAUAGGGGCACGCCCGCGACCCGGUCAAUGCGGAGUUAGGAACACGCAGGGCAUCAAUGGCCGUAUCAAGACCCCGGUCUACGUCGACGGUGACUCUGAAUUCGGUGAAUACCCGUGGCAAGUGGCUAUUCUGAAGAAGGACACCACGGAAAGCGUCUACGUUUGCGGAGGUACCUUGAUCUCGCCCCGACACAUCAUCACCGCCGCUCAUUGCGUCAAGACCCAUGCCGGUCGUGAUCUUCGCGCACGAUUAGGCGAAUGGGACGUGAAUCACGACGUCGAGUUCUAUCCCUACAUCGAGCGCGACAUUGUGAGCGUCUUCGUGCACCCCGAGUUCUAUGCCGGCACUCUUGCCAACGACAUUGCCAUUCUGAAGCUGGAUCACGACGUCGAUUUCGAAAAGAACCCUCACAUCAGCGCCGCCUGUUUGCCGGAUAAACACGAUGACUUCACCGGAACAAGAUGCUGGACCACCGGAUGGGGCAAGGACGCCUUCGGCGAUUACGGCAAGUAUCAGAACAUCCUAAAGGAAGUGGACGUACCUGUCGUCAGCAACUACGUUUGCGAGCAGCAGAUGAGGCGGACGCGGCUGGGACCUACCUUCAAUCUCCAUCCGGGCUUCAUCUGCGCCGGCGGCGAGGAGGGCAAGGACGCCUGCAAGGGUGACGGCGGCGGCCCGAUGGUCUGCGAGCGUCACGGCCACUGGCAGUUGACCGGCAUCGUCUCCUGGGGCAUCGGGUGCGGUCAGCCGAACGUGCCCGGCGUCUACGCUCGCGUCUCUCACUACCUCGACUGGAUCCGUCAGAUUGAAAUCCGCGGGGAGUCCCGAGGUGGUGAUCCAGGUCGACGAUCGUUCGCCGGUCAGCCACGCACGAUGCCUAUAAAGUUAAUCGGUCGUACGACGGAUUUCAAGGGAAAGCCCUUGUGGGAGAUCCUGGGAAACCUGAAGAACUUCGGCGUCGGCAGACUCGUGAUAAGGAAUCGCUUUCAGAGGUAUCCCGAGCCCUGUUACAUGAAGAUACUGAAGGUCGCCGGGAUGCCCAUGCCUGAGGAACCCUACACGGAUCGCAAGGUCAUGGUGCUGGUCGAGAGAGUCUUCCGCGGCCAGAAGAACCCGAAGCCGGUGCAGUUGGACAGCGCGACUUACAAGGCGGACUACAUGCUGAUACCUAAAGAUCAGGAGCACCUCUACCUCAAUAACACAAAGGUGCCGGAGAUGAGAAUCCUUCCUAAGAUGACAGACCUUCCGCCGCUGUUCUCGCAGCUGGUAAUACGCCAGAUGAAGGCGAAAGGCGUCGUGGCACCCGCGGAGCCGAAAUUAAACCUACGAUAUAACUUUUACGGAAGGAGCGUUAAGAAUUACAGACUAGUCGAGGAGGGUGAAACCCCGACGGUGGAACUGAACUUUAGGGUGGACGAGUCUAGCGUUCUUUUCCCAAAGCCAGAGAAGACAGCAGCCUCGUGAGGUUUUACAUAUUUAAUGUUCGUAUGUAGUUGUUAAGAAUAAACACUUUAUAAAUUAUU
Molecule: messenger RNA, 3235 nt
Organism: Temnothorax curvispinosus
Lineage: Eukaryota; Metazoa; Arthropoda; Insecta; Hymenoptera; Formicidae
Exons: 9
Coding region: 102-3176 (1024 amino acids)
Biological process (GO): proteolysis
Cellular component (GO): mitochondrion
Molecular function (GO): structural constituent of ribosome; serine-type endopeptidase activity
Source: RefSeq, a predicted model, not a curated record